Molecule: messenger RNA, 957 nt
Organism: Rhizophagus irregularis DAOM 181602=DAOM 197198
Lineage: Eukaryota; Fungi; Glomeromycota; Glomeromycetes; Glomerales; Glomeraceae
Source: RefSeq, a predicted model, not a curated record
AAUAUUACAAGUAAAUUUUUAAAUGAGGAUUCUUAAAAUAUACGGAAUAUCUCAGAAUCCAGAUACAAAGGAAUUUAUUAUGGUUUUUGACUAUGCAGAAGGUGGAGAUUUAAAUCAUUGGAUGAAUAAAAAUUAUAGCGAUUUUGAUUGGUUAAGGAAAUUACUUUUGUUGUGGAAUAUUAUUAAUGGACUUAGAGAAAUUCAUCAAAAACGGAUGGUUCAUCGUGAUUUUCAUACAGGAAAUAUACUAUUAAUUAAUGAUGAUGUAAAAGAUUACAUGGAUGAUAAUAUUGUACAUAUUUCAGAUAUGGAAUUAUGCGGAGAUGUUAGUAAUAUUGAUCAAAAUAAUAAUUAUGGAGUUAUACCUUACGUAGCUCCUGAAGUGCUCAAAGAGGAACCUUAUACUCAAGCAGCGGAUGUAUAUAGUUUUGGUAUGAUUAUGUAUUUUGUAGGAACUGGAAAACAACCUUUUUCUGAUUGUGCGCAUGAUCAAUACUUAGCAAUAAGCAUAUGUAAUGGAAAUAGACCUGAAGUAAAUGAACCAGAAAUACCAAAAUGUUAUAGUAAAUUAAUGAAAGAGUGUUGGGAUUCAACCCCAGACGAUAGACCAGAUGCGGAGAAAAUUUUUGAAUCAAUAAAUUUAUUUUAUAGUUCAUAUAAAGAUGAUGAAUCAGACUUUAAACGUUAUAUGAAGAUUGAAAAAGAACAACAACACUAUGAAAUUGAAAAACAAUUCAAAGAAGCAGAAGAAUAUAGAAUAUCAAAUCUCUCUUCUUUUGAUAAAAGUAUUAAUACUCAUACACAAGCUAUUUAUAAAUCUCGAUUACUUAAUCCUUUCACCAAAAGUCUAAUUAUUGAUUUUACAAAAAUAAAUAAAGAAGAUUAAACGCUAUUAGUUUUUAGCAUGAGUCAGUAUAAUAAAUCUUUAGCUUAUUGUUAGCUAUAAACAAUAUUUUU